Messenger RNA from Symbiodinium necroappetens, 528 nucleotides. NCBI's taxonomy places the organism in Eukaryota, Dinophyceae, Suessiales, Symbiodiniaceae. The record is from the annotation of a GenBank genome assembly.
AUGUCCAUCACGAGGAAGGCAUGCAAAGGCAACCAGUCUUUGUUCUUGCUCAUUAGCAACCUGCCGGAAGAGUCCAUUCAAAUCCCACCGUGGACAUACGUGUACCUGUUCUUGGACGGUUUCAUGACCUGCUACUUGACGAUGGUCUCUUUGAUUGCCAUGGUGUUCAUCUUCAGCUUCGCCGGCAGUCCCAAGGACAUUUGCUUCGAUGCUCUGGGCCUACUCUUCAUUCUCCGACUGCACGAGGUGGAAGGCGAUCUGGAUUUCAUCUCCACGCAGGAUUUCGACUCUGACCGGAUUGCAGAGCUUUGCCACUACGUUCUCUCCUGCAAGGAGCUGAGGAAGGAGCGGCAGGUGAAGUACCACAUCCCCUGGCGCUGGACGCUGUUGUGGGAUGCGACCAUGCUGCUGAUUUACUGGAUCCUUAUGCUCGUCCCGGUGUUCCAGCUCUUCGUCGUGGACGGCCUCGUGGAAAGAUCCAGCGGCCUCUCUGUGGGCAUCCUCGGAACGCACAUCGCCGAGGAGGAG